AUGGACUCAGUCCUAUCAAAUUCUCAGGGAGCUCGCUCCCAAUCUCAGAUCCCAUCGGAUCAAAUCACUUCGGAUGUCAGCAGUGCCAAAACUGCAGACACAUCGAAAAACCCGAUCACCUCGCCAACUGGCAGCAGCCAAACUGCUAGUAGAUCGAGCGUCCUGAUCGAUCCGGUUAUCACCUCCGCGGCAGCGAACUCGAAUGUUCCAGCCCGCGUGAAACCAUCGGUGAUCAACCUCGUCACUCCUGUGAUAGCCGAGAACUCGAUUCUACCGAAUCAGAUCUCGCACGCAAUUGAGAAACCUCAUUUGCGGAUUCGGGUCAAAUCUAAAGAUUUCCCGAUUACCUCGACACCGAUCAGUCGGAAAUCUCCGACGCAAACUGUGUCAACGUCGUUUGCCUUGGCUCGACCGAAUCCGGACGACCAAGCCCGAAUCAAGCGAAUGCUCACCGACCUGAUUAACAGUCAAUACGACCAAAAAAUCAGGUUGGAAAAAUAUGAACGAAGUCUUGCUGAGCUACGGACGAUUAUAAGUCCUCCUCCGGGAACUCAGCUCGACUCUUCACCAAUCUACAAACCUAACAGCUCGUCGAAACGGGAUGAGGCGCCACUGCGCGCUCAUGUCUUCCAGACUCUCGUCCCACCGAUGAGCUCGCCAAUGAGCAGCUUGAACAUUCCAGAUUCAAGCAAAUCGGAGAUAGGAUCUCAGCCAACAGAGCGACUUCCAUCUCCACCUCCAAAGCUAUCACGUAUCGAGCCAACUAUAUUUAGAUGGCCCGAAACUAUGGCUUCCAACUCAAGCUUGCAGGCGAUGUCUCAGCUCAAAAAUCAGUCCGAUGAAAUUUUGAGCUCGCAGCUCCCUGCAACAGCUCGAACUGUUGUGAACGGAAACUAUCAACAGUUUCCGCAACAAAUGAUCUAG
Messenger RNA from Microthlaspi erraticum, 924 nucleotides. NCBI's taxonomy places the organism in Eukaryota, Viridiplantae, Streptophyta, Magnoliopsida, Brassicales, Brassicaceae. The record is from the annotation of a GenBank genome assembly.